GUGGGGGGAAGGAAUUGCAGGGGCUCAGCGGGGCGGUUCCCGCUUGGCACGUCUCCUCCUCCUCCUCUCCGUGCGGCUCCAUUCGCGUGGCUCUCGUCUGAGCCCUCCGUCACAAGGUUCGAGCGGGACGGAUCGUGCGGCUUGUGCCUGCGACAAGUCUCUCUCUCUCUCUCCGUGCGGGUCGCCUGCUUAGUUCAGCUCUCACCCAGCCCUCUGUGAAAUCGGCUCUCGCAGACGUGGCAGAGGCAAGACGUCGGGACGCCUUUGUGUUUUGGUUUCGCCGGCAGAUUACAUCGGGUGAGAUACGGCUCGCUCGCGCAAACGUUCACGCCUGGACAAUGCAAGAUCAGCUGUAGUGUGCGGUGCGCUGUGCGUGAGUGUGUGUAAUCGCAGCGGUCUUACACACACGGAUAGCUCGUCCUGUUCAAGGUUAAACACUGCAGGGACGAUGGGACGUCGGUCACCGGUGCCCGAGUCAUCCCAGCCACACUAGCCGGUGGGUGGGGAGAGACCAUGAUGUAGCCGGAGCCCCUUUGCCCCCACCAUGCGGGAAUACAAGGUGGUGGUGCUGGGCAGCGGCGGGGUCGGCAAGUCGGCGCUCACGGUGCGAUUCGUGACGGGCAGCUUCCCCGAGCGCUAUGACCCGACCAUCGAGGACUUCUACCGCAAGGAGAUUGAGGUGGACUCGUCGCCCUCCGUGCUGGAGAUUCUGGACACGGCCGGCACGGAGCAGUUCGCGUCCAUGCGCGACCUCUACAUCAAGAACGGCCAGGGCUUCAUCCUCGUCUACAGCCUCCUCAACCACCAGUCCUUCCAGGACGUUCGGGGCCUGCGCGAGCAGAUCGGCCGCGUCAAGCGGUCGCAGCAGCGCGUGCCGCUGGUGCUCGUGGGCAACAAGGCCGACCUGGCGGGCCCCGGGGGCGAGCGCGAGGUGGCCGAGGCGGACGGCCGCGCGCUGGCGCGCGAGUGGGGCUGCCCGUUCCUGGAGGCGUCGGCCAAGACGCGGCAGGGCGUGGAUGAGCUCUUCGCCGAGGUGGCAGGGAAGUAAAGGGGACCAGUUUGGACGCGCCAAACCCAUCGGCAGAGGAGCGGCGUGUGGGGAAGAGGAGGAGGGUGGGGGUGCGGGAACCCUUCACAAGUGUGGCCGUGUGUGUGUGUCGACGGCUGAACAUUUUCUUUCCGGCCUCACUCCACCACCACCAGCUCGUCGUCACAAGCGCCGCCGUCACGACCUCGCUGCUUCCCGUGCUCGCUUGUGGGGCUGCUCAAAUGCCGAGGAAGUGGAAGCUUCCGUUGAUAAUGAGAAAACCUUGUAACCAUUUGUUCAGGGGGGUUUUUCCCCACACCGCCCCCUAAACACACACACACACAUACACAACCUUCCCCCCCCCCCCCCCGACACACGUUGCUCUCCACGCAAGAGAUUAAAAUUGCAAGACGAUUUGAAUGCAUAUGAGAGGCGGGGGGGGAACCAAUAAACAUAAUUUUUAAUAAAGAAACGGCAAGAAUUUAACGGUAUUUUAUUUAGCCUGGCUGUUGUUCGUAAUAUUUUACGCGCCGAAUUCUGCUUAUCACCCGCUUCUCCCUCCCCCCCGCCCCCCCCUCUGUAUUUAAAGCAACUUUCGGGGUGGUUUCAUCUUAUAAUCCGGCAGUCGCGUGCUUGCUUGCGUGCGUGCCAGAUUUGUGUAGCUCUAUUGACAUGCGGCAACACGUUUCGGGCGUGUCUUUACUCUCCGGAGAGCGUCUUUCAAUUGCUUUAACCCCACAGAAUACAGGUGACCGUUUGUUGUUUUGGGCCAUGCACCCAUGCGGUAGGCGACGUCGAUGAUUUUCUGUUGUUGUUGUUUCGCGGCGUUCCGUUUUGCCACGAGUCGUCGCUCGGGAAAGUCGCUUCGUUCCGUAGACACCCCCUCGGGUUUUUUUAUUUUGUCCAGCUUCCACAUCCCCCCUCCCCCGCCACCCCCCCCCCCCAAGUCAACCCCCAAGUUGAACUCUCUCGGGAGCCUCCCCCUCCCGAUUUCCUUUGUUUUUGUUUGACUGCGAGCGCAGCGUGGGAUGCGGGCGCCAUCCCACCCGCACUCGCGUUUUGCAUCUUUAAGCGGAUCGUGGAAAAGAAGGCUUUGAUUGUUUCUCCCACCGGGUGAGUUGGUGGCACGGACAGGGUCAGUGUGUCCACUGGACAAUGGAUACAGUGUUGAGGUCAGCCGCAUACUGCUUGGUUGCCUGGUGUAGCCUCCGAAUUGAAAACCCAUUUCUUUUUUGUGUUUAGUUUGCUGUCCUUCCCCCGCACCUCCGAUGAGCACGAUUAGCUACGCACGGUACGGAAGAAUUUCAACAUGCAUACUUAGACAACUCGGACAGAGUCCCAUAGACUCACGCAGAGACCCAUAGACUCUCACGAACACCCAUACACUCACACAGAGACCCAUAGACUCGCACAGAGACUCAUAGACUCACACAGAGACCUGUAGACUCACGCAAAGACCCAUAGUUUGUUGUCCUUCUCCCGCACCUCCGAUUAGCACGGCUGGCCUCGUACGGUGCGAAAGAAGUUCAACAUGCACACGUACACAGCUUCCUCAUCUUUUUAAAGUUACUUUAGAUUUGUUUGGUGUUUCGCAAGGUUUUGUUACAGUCAACUAUGAAUUAUCUGGGGUAAUGGUUGUCGGGAGGGGAGGACUGGGGCUUACGGGGAAAAAAAAUGCAACCCGCGUAAUUUAGGGUAUGAACAUUUAUUUCAACUUUACCUGCACGGAAUGUGUGUGGGGGGGGGGGCUUAAGAUGUAUAAUGUGCCAUCUCUUUUGCUUCUUUAAGUAAUCGUUUUACUUUGCUGACGCGAGCAGUGGACGAUUAGACCAGUGCUCGCUUCAACGUGCGAAUGAGCACGGCUGAUAUGAGAAUUGAGAGCUAUCCACCUUCAUUUCUUAUAUUGUCAUAUUUCAACUUUUGUUUCGGGAGAUUUCGCCUGACCAUUAUAUCAGGUCCCUCGAGUGAACCCGGUGCCUGAUUUUUUUAUUUUUUCAAAUCAAGAAAUCAAAGUACUGCUUCUGAUUGACAGUUUAAAAGCUCCAGUUUAAAAACCGCCAUUGCAAUUUAACGCUCCAAAUUCCCUUAGCCUUUUAAAAAUUCAUGAUUUUUUUCUCUCCCUCUCUCUCUUUUGACAGAUAUUCUUAUUGCCCCCUCCCGCGUAGACAUUCCCGUUAGGUUUCUCAGGCCCGUAUCAUCGAUCUCUGUGAAAGUAAAUAUAUCGGUCGGACACGAUGCAAUAAAUUUAGCGGUUGCAAACAAAAAUUUCACCUUUCCCAGCACUUUCCUCUUGUUUUUACAACCCACGGGAAUAUUGCCGUGCCACCGAAAGCACGGUCAUAGAUUUAGACGGACUAAAAUGUAGUUAGUUCUUGUUCUAGAUUUGAAGCUUUCGUGACUGCAAGGAUUCAUACUCUUUGUUUUUUUCUGGUAAAGUCACGUAGGUAAAAAAAAAUCUAUGAAAUUGAAUGAAAACAACUAAAUUAAAUCACGACGUUUCGGGCGUAACACAAGCGCCCGUAACGUGAUUGAAUUUGGUUGUUUUCAUUUAUUUUAUUGCUUUUUUUUUUACCUACGUGACUUCACCGAAAAAACCAUAGGGUAUUAGUCCUUGUUGUCAAGUUUUAUCCUGAUCGUGCUCACGGUCUUCUUCUAAGCGUUUGUGGCAAGCGCGUGCAAGAUCACGCGUCCAAGUUGUUCAAAGUCUGCGAGCCGUGCGAUCGCCUCGUUGGCACGACGAAUACUGCUCGGCCCGCCGGGAUUGCGGGCGUACGGUGCAGUUCGUUCGCGGUACGGUGGUUCCGUCGUCCGGUUCGGAUGGCCGCGGUCGCACAUUGUGUGGGUUGCCUUUGAUUCUCCAACUUGUCGACGAGGAGGUGUGGCGCAGUGACAAGUUGCUGUUCUCAAGCGGUUGAUGGAGCAUCGUAGUUUUACUUGGCAGAUCAAAGCCAUGCACCCGGGUGGUCAUGUGAUGACACGGAGUGCCCAAUUCGGGCCUGUCUCGCAGGGCGGUUCGAAACCCUCCUUCGUGUGAGAGAACGGGUCACGGAAGCGGGUUUCACAGAGCUACCUCUGAGAUCCCCCUUCAAGGGACCUCUGGCCCACACAGUUGAGGGCUGCACUCCUCCUCCGCAACAGGACAUGAGGUCUAACUGAGAAACAGCAACAGCGUUGAUGACAGCGGCGACACUGUGCUUCGUAUCCAAAUUCGACGGGGUCAUUUUUUUUAUUUGAUUUUAUUUUGUGCCACUUCACAAGACGACCCUGUAACCAGGGACGAGGAGCAGCUUGAACCUGGAGGAUUGAUCCGAUGAUCGAUGGCCUGAGCAGCGAACGCUUAAACAACGAAACUCCCCCCCCCCCCCCC
This is a messenger RNA of Petromyzon marinus (sea lamprey), 4394 nucleotides long. Its product is annotated as ras-related protein Rap-2b-like. The record is from RefSeq and is a predicted model, not a curated record. Gene Ontology annotation, cellular component: membrane. Gene Ontology annotation, biological process: signal transduction. Lineage: Eukaryota; Metazoa; Chordata; Hyperoartia; Petromyzontiformes; Petromyzontidae. Gene Ontology annotation, molecular function: GTP binding; GTPase activity.